This is a messenger RNA of Erythranthe guttata (spotted monkey flower), 963 nucleotides long. The record is from RefSeq and is a predicted model, not a curated record. NCBI's taxonomy places the organism in Eukaryota, Viridiplantae, Streptophyta, Magnoliopsida, Lamiales, Phrymaceae.
UUUUGAUUCGUUACGCCGCUGAUUGGAGAUAUAUAUUUGUGUGUGUGUAAAGGUGAUGAAUCUAGCGACCGAAAGUAGAGAUAUAAAUGUUUUGGGGACAAGUAAUCAAGACAGCUUAUUGGAUUGGCUCCCACAGAGAGAUCCACAAGUUCAAAUCCUCAACUUCUUGGAUUCGAAUGGCCUUCUUCCUAUGAGGGAUCAGAAUCAACGGAUGGAUAAUAUGAUGCCGUCAUCACUAACGCUAGUCCAUGCACCUACGAUGCACGUUUACAAUCAUUUGAGCCCGGCCCGAAGCAUGGAGGAUGAUGCACAGAGGCCCGAAUUCGGGCAGGCCAUCGAUGUUAAUCUUUCUCCGUGGGCCGAAUUAUAUCCUACAGGUUUCUCACUUAAUUAGCCGAUCAUGAAACUAUAUUAUAUAUGAUCAUAAUUGUUAUUGAUCCUAAGAUAAAAAUUAGUAGAGUUUAUUGCAUUCAGCACCCCCUGUGUUUACUCUAAUUACUAAAUAAAGGACUCCUCGUUUUAUUAACAUUAGCAAACGCCCCUUAGAGUCUCGUCAUUAAUUAGGUGACUGUAUGCCAAAAGAAAAUAACAUCAUAGAGGGGGUGUUUGCUAAUAAUGGAUACGCGAGGACCUUUUUAGCAAUUCUACAUAACACAUGGGUUUUAAAUGUAUGAACUCAUAAAACUAUUAUGUUCGUUGAUGAUAGAUACUGUCCGUCUGAUCUACAUAAAUAACUACGCACAAAGCAUACAUACACAUAGGUGUCACCAAACACACAUACACAUGGGUGUGUGUGUUACUAUGUGUAGAUCAAUGGUGUAUUUCAUCAGGUGUAGGUUCUACAAAACUGUCUAUAGAUAUAUUGUGUCGGCAUGGAUUCUUUAUUCCUUUCGAUACUAAUUCAACUCCGAAAAUGAAAUCCCGCAUUUCGUUUUGAGUUUCAUAAUUUUAAUUUUUACGAUA